Messenger RNA from Syzygium oleosum, 1145 nucleotides. Its product is annotated as NAC domain-containing protein 73-like. Lineage: Eukaryota; Viridiplantae; Streptophyta; Magnoliopsida; Myrtales; Myrtaceae. Gene Ontology annotation, cellular component: nucleus. Gene Ontology annotation, biological process: regulation of DNA-templated transcription. The record is from RefSeq and is a predicted model, not a curated record. The transcript is spliced from 3 exons. Bases 75 to 980 code for a protein of 301 amino acids. Gene Ontology annotation, molecular function: transcription cis-regulatory region binding; DNA-binding transcription factor activity.
AGUUUGGAGCCUAAGAAUAUAGAUGAAAUCUUGGCGUGGGAUGCGCAAGAGAGCCAAAGAAGAACAGAAAAGAAAUGAUGUGGCAAACGGAAGAUGCAAGAGCCGCCAUAAUCCCACCAACUUAUAACCCUAGAGAUGAGGAUGAGGACGAUGACAACACUCUUCUUCCCACCAUAGCAUGCCCUUCAUGUGGCCACAGCUUCCCAUUAUUUGAUCAGAGGGGGAUUGUUCAUGAUUUGGUGGGACUACCAGCGGGAGUGAAGUUUGAUCCGACUGACCAAGAAAUCUUGGAGCAUUUGGAAGCGAAGGUAAUGGGGGAUGCGAGGAAGAUUCAUUUUCUCAUUGAUCAGUUCAUUCCCACAUUGGAAGGAGAUGAUGGUAUUUGUUGUACACACCCAGAGAGACUUCCAGGAGUAAGCAAAGACGGACAAAUCCGCCACUUCUUCCAUCGGCCUUCGAAGGCAUAUGCUACCGGGACUAGGAAACGGCGUAGAGUGCAGAAGAACAUGGAUGAGAGUGAAACAAGGUGGCACAAGACGGGCAAGACGAGGCCGGUCCUCUUCGGCGGAGCCGUGAAAGGGUUCAAGAAGAUACUUGUGCUCUACAUCAAUUAUGGGAGGCAAAGGAAGCCUGAGAAGACCAACUGGGUGAUGCACCAAUACCACCUCGGCAAAAACGAAGAGGAGAGAGAUGGAGAGCUGGUCGUGUCCAAGGUGUUCUACCAAACGCAGCCUAGACAACCUAGUUCGACGACCCUCCAAGGGCCAAAGGACACAACACCGAUGAGUGCUCAAAGCUUGCAUGAGAAUGUCCAUGUACCUGGGAGCUCUAUUAAUGUGAUCGAGUAUUAUAGUAACCCAUCUUGUAGUGAGUCUUACGACCAGCUGAUUAUUCCUAACUUCGUCGAUCAAGGCGAGGCGGCUUCUUUGGUCCCGCUAUUGGAAGAUUCGAGCGAGGGAAAGCUUGUAAAAUAUCAAUAGGUGAAUUGGGGGUGAUAGUUUUUCUUAUGUGUGGCAGCAAAAACCCUAGCAUUAUUAGUUUGGGAGUGUUAGUUAUCGUCUAGCUUCGCAAUGACAGUGAUUAGUUGUUUGAUUGGGAUUGAAGAAAAAAAAAAGAGAGUAAUGAGGGAAAUUUUAGCUCCUUUG